UGUGGCAGCUCCGCGGAACCUCCGCCUGGGUGGCCGCGGGAGCCCCUGGGCUCCGAGCACCCGGCUCCCCACGCCCGGGGGCAGGAGCCUCCCAGGUGCCACUGAGCGGCCAUGGAGGAGUCCACGCGGAUGGGUUACUGCAUCGUGGCCGGCAGCUUCGUGGCCUUCCAGUUCUUCUUCUCGGCCGUCAGCCCCCAGCUCUCGCUGGCGCUCAGUCGCCACUACUGCAGCCUGAACGCUGUCAAAAAGUGCGAGUGGAACUCCAGGUGUGUCUCCACUCUGCACGCGCUCAUCGUCGGCCUCUUCUGCCUCUACAUCCUCUUCUUCGAUGGAGCCAUUAACGCCAACCCCAUCUGGGGGGACCCUUACCUGGUGAAACUCAACGUGGCCAUCACCUGCGGCUACCUGCUCUACGAUUUGCUGCUGCUUCUGCGCUACUGGAAGACGCUGGGCGACUCCCUGUUCGUUUGCCACCACUUGGUGGCGCUGUACGCCUACGGCUACGUGCUGAGCCGAGGGGUGCUGCCCUAUUUCGCCAACUUCCGCCUCCUGUCCGAGCUCUCCACCCCAUUCGUCAACCUGCGGUGGUUCUUUGACACCGUGGGGCAGCCCCGCUCCUCCUGGUUCGUCUUGGCCAACGGCCUGGCCAUGACCGUGGUCUUCUUCCUGGUACGCAUCGCCGUCAUCCCCAGCUACUAUGCCCGCGUGCUGGCCUGGUACGGCACGCCCGAGUACGCCCGCCUGGGGCUCGCCGUGCAGGUGGCCUGGAUCGUGCCCAGCCUAGCCCUGGAGGUCCUCAACCUGGUCUGGAUGUACAAGAUCGUCCGGGGCUUCUACCGGGCCUUCUGCCGGCCCCGGGAGCGCAAGGCGGCCUGCAGCCACAGCGACUAAGCAGGAGCUGGACUUCCCCAGGGGACAUGGCCGGGGGGCCCCUAAGCUCCCGGCAGAGACGGAAGAUCCACUCUAAUUCCCAUCAGAGCCCACAGCAACAGAAAUACCCUGGCCUGGCACGUGCCGCCAGGCACCCGGACUGGCCCCCACUGAGCACCAGGGGCAUCUGGACUGGCACGUGCCCUGCGGGCACCUAGGAAAUUCAUGGAGAUCACAGACUGGCAUUGAACACUUGGGACGUCUGGACUGGCCCACGCCCCUGGCUGGGAGCUCGGUGGGGGCCCAUCCGUGGGGCUGGCAGUGCCCCUCACAGAGGGCUAAGGCUGCCCAACCCCCAGCUAGGGGUGUUUUGGGGGGGGCAUGCAUGUCCAUGCAUAAGGGGCGCAGAGGCUCCUGCCGGGUGGGAGGUCCCAUGUGGCAGGGGCAGAGCAGGGAGCCAUGGUAGGGCCACGUUGCAGCCUCUUGAACGGCUUCCCCAGGCCCCCGCACCCCCUCCCACUCCUGCAAAAAGCAGGAGGAGCCCCACGCUACCGGGCUGGAAAGUUGAGGGGGGCGGGGCCCACGUGCACUGAACCCCCAAGGGCCAAGGGUUAUACGUAGCUUUUGAGGACAUCCCUGUGCCCCAGGAUCCUGCAGUCUGACCCUGGCCCCUCCCUCCCAGAUGCCUCCUGGCCCAUAGCACCCCCCGUCCAUAAAGCCCUGGCCCCCUGCCCAACAGGACGGGGCAGCGCCCUGGGGCUAAUCCUGGUGUGGUGGGGGGAGCUAGGAAGGCACCCGGGUCCCAGCAGGGGUGUCGCUACCACAGGUCAGCCCCCAGCUAAACCUACCCACUUGGGCUGGGGCCCCAGAGAACCGGGCUCUAGUCCCUGCCUCUGUGCCUCAGUUUCCCUGUCUGUUAAAGGGGGACAAUGCCCCUUCAUCUGUGCCUUCUCUCUUCAGACUGGGAGCUUUUCGGGGCAAGCCUGUCCCUCACUCUGUAUCUGUGCAAUGGCCGGGGGGGGCCCGAUCUCAGCCUGGGCAGCUCCCAGCACGGCCGGGGUCCCUAAUCUCGGCCAGGCCCGGACAGCGUCCCUUGAUCUCAGCCUGGGCCUCUAGGCAUUUCCACGCUCCCAGUGACACUCUGAAGUAGCCUCCCGCAGCAGGUCUUGCUCCGGUCGGCGCCGAGAUUGGGGUUUUCGGACGAUUUCCAGUGGAGAAUUUCAAACUCCUUCUCGGUUCCUUGUUUCAUAACUGACAUUUCUGCCCUAGUGAGGAAUUAACCCUCCCCCCUCGAUACUAAUUUAUUAACCCCAACCCCCCCACCCACACUCUGGGCCAGGGGGGCGAGUGCCCGGCUCACCCCCAAACCAGGCUGGGCUCCGGCCACGUUUGCCUCCAGGGUCUGUCUGUCAGGGGAGGGGCGGGACCCGCAUUGGGGGUGUCAGGGAACAGGCCACUGGGCUGGGACUCAUGACACCUGCGGUCUGUGCCCAGCUCUGCCGGUGGCCAGCUGGGUGACUCUGCGCAAGUCACUGCCCAUUCUGUGCCUCAGUUUCCCCUCUCACCCUUUGUUUAGAUUGUGAGCUUGUUGGGGCAGGGACUGUAUUUCAUUCUGGGUCUGGGCAGCCCCCAGCACAAUGGGGGGUCCCCGAUAUCUCAGCUGGGGUCUGGGUAGCCCCUGGCACAAAGGGGGGCCCAAUCCUAGUUAUGGUCUCUAAGGACAGUAGGACUGGUCAGUAAUACACCACUUUGCCUCUGCUGAGGAUCUGGCCAUGAAGUUACGCCAGAAUUGUUCCCAUCUCGCCCUCUGACCCUCCGGGCCUGGCUGCCGAUUGCCCCUUAGUAACAGCGGGCGCCCUGGGCUGCCAGGUGCAGGGCUGGCCUGGAGCAUUUCCCCUGUCACACGUCCCCUAGGGCUGGUCCCCCCCUCGCCCUCCGCCCCGGAGCCCAGCCCUGAACUCAAACCCGCCUCCCCGGGGCCAAUGCCGGGGGAUUCUCCGGCCUGUUCUCUGGAGGUCGAGGGGGGCGACCGCGUUGCCCAGUGCCAGCUCAAACCUGGCAUUUCGUACCCCCCCAGCCCCAAACACCUGCAUCCCCGUCGGCCCGCGCCCCGCAGAGCAGCCCCCAGGCUCCCAUUGCCACCCCUCGGGGUGCCCCUGGGGGCCCGGCAGGAGAAAGGGGGAGGGGACAGAUGGAGGGACGUGACAUGAAUUGCGGGGACUCAGGUUUGCCAUCGUGGCGAGGUCCUUCUCCCGCCUCGUGGCACCGUUCUCGUGAGGGGCGGAUCCCCCGUCUCAGGCCCGUCUCUCAUCCCCCCCCGGAUUGUGAUCGCUAAGCGGCGCGGGGGCCUUGGCGGGGGGUGUUGGAAAAGAACAAUAAACAAGAUUUAGUUUAUGAA
Messenger RNA from Malaclemys terrapin pileata, 3268 nucleotides. Its product is annotated as TLC domain-containing protein 4-like. The transcript is spliced from 7 exons. The record is from RefSeq and is a predicted model, not a curated record. Gene Ontology annotation, cellular component: endoplasmic reticulum; membrane. Gene Ontology annotation, biological process: lipid homeostasis. Lineage: Eukaryota; Metazoa; Chordata; Testudines; Emydidae. The coding region runs from base 112 to 891 and encodes 259 amino acids.